AUGACCAGGCACUACUCUCCAGAAGGUGGUGCGGCACAUGACCGGGGUGAUGAACAUCUUGAAACGGUGGGUGAUAUUGGCCAGCAUGGUUUUUCCGAUGAAGCCUAUCACAAUAAUCCCGAUGAUGCAGAAGAUCACCAACCACAAGUUGAAGAAACUUUAGUGGAUGCACCGGAUUGUCCCCCCAAUCCACCAUCCAAAUCCCCCAAGAAGGAUGAACCCAAACCAUCACUUGAAGUCGAUGCACCGGGUUGUGACCCAAAGCCAACCGCCAGCAAGGCUGGGGGCCCUGCUCCAGAAGGUCUUGUGGCCACUCCUUGCCGCAAUACACCGACGGUUGGUGGUGCUUCCCCAGGGUCAACUGAUUUGGGAACCCCAAGCUCAAUGGAUUCAAUUGGUGAUAAAUCUGCGGAAACCCCCAUCCCUGGUGAACUGAGAUUGUCCGAGAAUGCCAUCAAUCUGAGACUUCACAGGGUGAUGAAGCUUGAUUCCAAAGGCAAUUCCAGGGUUGGCGAUGAGAUCCGUAAGCAAUUUCAUUGCAAGAAGGGCAAGCUUCGGUUGCAGCAAAUUUUCCAGAGUUGCGGUUUCAACCCGGACGUAUUCUGUGAAGAGCUGGAACUGGUCCAAGAGGAUCUGCUGGCGAAUGACCUGGUAAUCGAGGGGGAGUUCAUGAGUGAAGAGACAAUGAAAACUGAAUGGAAAUGGUCCCAGCGUGAUCGAUACGAGGACCUUGUCUUGUACUGGGCUGAAACAGCCGUCAAGGAGGGUGCUGACCUGUCUGCCUAUGAUGCCCCUGUUUGUUUGGGUGGACCCGCUGAUAAAAGGAUCCGUGACUUCACCCCACAGAUGGGGAAGAAGGAUGCUUUGAACAUAGGCCCCUCAACCGCCAAUGGUUCCAAGCCCCUGUCCCAGCCCAAGACUGAAAAGCCCCAGCCCUUUGACGUGGAUGUUGAAGAAGGUUCUGAGGGUUCGGAUUUGGAGAUGAGCCCAGCAGAGUGCAAAGCUCGGGAAGCCGAGUCCCGGGCACAGGUGGAGCGAAAGAAAGCAGGGUUGCCUGAGUUGGAGGUGGAUCAAUUACCUUCCACCAUCGCAACCAAAAUGAUGACAUGUCUCUCCAAGCGCAUGAGCAAAUUGGAGAAGGGUCUUGAGCGAUUUGGUGAUGGUGCUACCCUGUCGAUGAAGGAGAAGAUGGAGAAAGUGAUGGCCGACCUCAAAGAUCAUUCCAGUGAAAUUGACAAGAUUUACACGUUGGGUGUUGUGAACGGAUUCUCUGAAGAGUGCUUCCCUUGCAAACAGUUCCAACUGAUGAGCAUUUGGUUCCUAAUCAGUUCUAAGUUCUAA
This is a messenger RNA of Cladocopium goreaui, 1341 nucleotides long. The record is from the annotation of a GenBank genome assembly. Lineage: Eukaryota; Dinophyceae; Suessiales; Symbiodiniaceae.